This is a messenger RNA of Papaver somniferum (opium poppy), 770 nucleotides long. RefSeq names its product protein NOI4-like. The transcript is spliced from 3 exons. The coding region runs from base 175 to 405 and encodes 76 amino acids. The record is from RefSeq and is a predicted model, not a curated record. Lineage: Eukaryota; Viridiplantae; Streptophyta; Magnoliopsida; Ranunculales; Papaveraceae.
GUACUAGAAAGAAAGAUAUUCUGAUUUUGGCCUUAAGACUCGGUCUCUCUCUUUCUCUUCCUCUGUUUCUCUCUGUAUUUUCAGUUUCUUUUCAUUUCACAAUUUUCGUUUGUCUUUCCGGAUUUUGAUAUCUGGAAUUUGAAGCCACCGCGAUCCUCCUCAUCCUCUCUAUACAUGGCGUCGCAGGACAAGGGUAGGCCUUUGCCGAAAUUCGGAGAAUGGGAUGUAAAUAAUCCAGCCUCAGCAGAAGGAUUUACAGUUAUUUUCGCAAAAGCUAGGGAUGAUAAGAAGACCAAUGCAGGGGAUAAAGUUUCACCCAAAAAAAAUAAUGAUAAUUCAAAACAACAGCAAAAUCCUCAAGACCAUCAAUAUCCUUCACCGUGGAAGUGGUUUUGUUGUGGUUGAACCCACUUUGUAAUCUGGCAAUGAAUUUUGCACAAACAGAGCUUUGAAUACUUGAAUCAUUUCCAAAAGGAAGGCUCCCUCCUCUCUGAGAAAACCAUGAAACAGAAGAGACUAAUGAUAGAUAGAUGAAUGGAUGAAGUUGGGAAGAGUCCUCGUUGUGGUUGUCUACUUCUUUCUUCUUCUUUUCGUAUACUUUGUAUUUACCUCUGCUCAUAUCACUCUGUGUUUUGUCUAAGUUAUAUGUGUUCUUACUCUAGGAAUGAUAAGUAUAAUAGACAUAAAGGAGUUUAAAAACUUCACGAAUUCCUUUCUUCUCUACUUGCAUGUAUAUCUAAUAUCUAUGCAUGCAUCCAUGAUUCUUCCGA